UUUGGUGCAGUGCGCGAUUAUCUGGAACCAUAUUAUAUUGUUCACAAAAUAGCUUCAGCUCCCAUGCGAUCGGAAUCUUUUGUUCGAUUCGCCGCUAUUGUUAGUCAGUUAGGAAGUGUUUUACGUAUCGAACGUGUUAAAUAAUUUAUGAUACAGAGUUAUCUGAACGUUGAAGUUUAUUUUUGUGGUUUUAAUUUGUGCAGCCUAAUAAAGGAAAAGAAAUAUAAAGAUGGUGAAAUUUCUUAAAACUUGUCCGGACAAUUUAUACUCCGAACAAUAUGAUUGUUCCAAAUUGUUGAACGCAGAUAAUCCUCCGCUAGAGGAACUAGAUCCGGCUAUUCUAAGUUGUGGAUUGCCGGCUAUCGUACUAUCGGACAUGCAGCCCGUGUGCACCCGCCCUAUCCGCUAUACGACUAGCCAGUUGUUGGCAUUGAGAAAAUCCCUGCUCUGCAACCGACGUCCGGCCGCAGCAGAUGACCCAAUUGUGGCGAAUUUUGCCAUUUGGAAGAGACCUAACCCGCUGAGAAAAGGCUGCAAUCCAAACGGUUUCAACGUCAACUCUAAGGACGAUCGGUUUGAUGGGGGUGAAGGUAUGACAAACUAUGUGACCAGGAACCGGAUCCAAGAACGACCUGCCGGACCCAGGCAGAAUUUUCUUCGAGAGAAUGCUUUCAUCGCUCCAAGGUUCCGUCGCAACUACGAGUUCAGCAACCGAAACCAGCAUGUUAUUGUGAAAAAUUACAGAAGUGCUGAUGAACAACGACACCAAGAAAUAGCGAACGAGGAAGAGCCAGAAUGGGUGUCGGCAGGACCUACCUCUCGCCUGGACACAAUCGAACUUCGUGGGUUCGAUGAAGAUACCUCAAUCAACGCCUCGUCGUCGUCGUUGGAGAAAGCAAAUGCUGACGCAAAAAAUACCGGUAAACGUUCCGAGAAACAUAUAUCGUUUUAUGAUGAAUUACACCACUAUGAACACGUACAAGGCAAACGUGGUAACGGUAACUCCAAGCAGGGUGACACAUCCGAACGCGAACAUGAUCUUGAAAGUGUUGCUACAUCUAAUACUAACUCACCGCCGCCAGCUCGUAGCACCCCGACGAAAACUGUCCCCGGCUACAACCAUAUGACCGGUGAAAAACUUAAUGAUUCUAACCAUAAAUUCCACCAGCAACCGAGACAAGCCAGCCUGAAUAUGAACAAUUUUGAGGAAUUCAUAAAGCUUGAUUCGUUGCUUGAGGCGGAUAAAGCAACAAACAGUUCUCCAGGGUCGCGCUUUAGCAAGUGGUUCAGUAGACGCAAUGUGGGCAAUCAGUCGUUCGGUUCAAUCAACGAUGAACGGCGACAUUCGUUCAUGAAUAUGAAUGGCGAUAAUUUUGGAAACGGGAGUAACCGUUUUCAAUACGAUCGCAACCAAACAUCGCAGAACCAUCAACAGCGUUUUAAUCGAAGUUUGCAGGCUGAUUACAAUGGAGCAAGUAAUAAUCAUUUCGCAGCUGAGUCGAAUACUGCCUUUAAUCGAUUAGUCGACAUGCUGGCACAAAACCAAGUUAACAAUAACAUAAUUGCUCAGCAACAAUUUCUGAUGCAAAUGCUUAGCAAAAACCAACAGACCGACAUUUUGCGCCGAAUGCUCAUGAAAAACAACGUCGAGAAUGCAACUGAUCCACAACAAAUGCAACAACAACAGCAGCAACAAUCAGCCCAACAGCAACCGCGCUACCCAUCCCAACGUGAGCUUCAAUUCCACACCCAAUCCAUAAUGCAGAACGCACUGCUCCGUAAAAAGCUCCAGGAUCAACGCAAGGCACUUUGUGAUCAGAACAGUCGAAUUGCUGCCGCCGCUGCCGUAAUUAACGGCGCCGAACCAAACGCAGCCGUGCAGCAAUUCGUACAAUCGGUCUGCCCAAACAUGCAGCGAAGUCUUUCGGUUCUUAGCCAAACCGCUAACAGUUGCAGCAGCAAUCCCUUCAAUCAACUGUUCCCAGCCGGGGGCAAAUAUCCUUGCCCUAAUGGGACAUAUUUCGCUGCAAAACCGAAUCUGCAGGAGCCCGCCUCGCAACGAUUGUAUCAACAGAAACGAGCUGCUGGAACCAUGAGCGCUACAAAUUCUUAGAAAGCAUUGGAUCGGACAAAUCAAUUCCUACAUGUUACGAGAGAACUGGUUUCUUACAAUUCGCCAGUGCCAAAAAAAAAGGUUAUCUGUUACUUCAUUCAAAUUUAAUGCUGUUUUCUACCAUAUAUUACCGUUCUUCAUGAUCACAUUUUUAUAUGUUUGUGAUUGUUGUUUUUUCUUUUAUUACUUUUUUAUAAUAACGUGCUUCGUUUCAUCAAUGUCAUAUUUUUUUUAUGCAAACGGAAUUUCGAUACAAAUUCGCUCUGUCCGAUUUAUAUUUUGCAAAAUUGCAUCUAUUAAUUUGUCGUUAGAUUAUUCCCCCAUCAAGUUUAUUAGUAUAAGACGAUUGUUUGUAAAAUUACAGGAACGAAUGUUCAUUCUCUUCGCUUUAUUAUUUUUUUGAGACUGCAAUCGCUGAAUAUUUUUUUGGAAAAGUCGUUGUUUAAUAGUGUUAUGAACCGUUCCUCGAGCGGUAUGUACUAUGUAGUAACGUAAACUGAAUUGAUUAUAAUGAAUUGGCAUUCUGAAACCCAGAUUUAAAAAAUAAAUGAUGAAUUGUA
Messenger RNA from Toxorhynchites rutilus septentrionalis, 2673 nucleotides. It is a transcript of the gene cup, whose product is annotated as protein cup. The record is from RefSeq and is a predicted model, not a curated record. The transcript has 4 exons. Gene Ontology annotation, biological process: negative regulation of translation. Bases 230 to 2113 code for a protein of 627 amino acids. NCBI's taxonomy places the organism in Eukaryota, Metazoa, Arthropoda, Insecta, Diptera, Culicidae. Gene Ontology annotation, cellular component: nucleus; cytoplasm. Gene Ontology annotation, molecular function: mRNA binding.